AUGUUUACCCGUUCGGGCGGCUCUGGGGUCUUCAUCAUCGACAGCAUUUCGGCGCCUGACCCGGACAGGCCGCGGUCUAUAGUGUUCGAAUUGUUGUAUGAUCUCGAGAAGGCGGCCAGCUCGUUUUCACGUAUAAUCUCUCUGUACGUUGAUCCCAACGAAACGAACCCCCCGGAUUUGGUCGACGAGGCCAUCGGCGUUACUUGGGCCUCCGUUGUCCAUGACGGCAAACCAAACUCUGCCAACCGUGUGUACCCCGCGGAAUGGAGAGGUUCACGUCUUGGGCACAACUUAAUAGCCGACAUGUACUACGGUAUGGUUCCUGUCCAUUGUCCCUUGUCAUCAACGUCCAUGCCAGUCAACAGGGAGUUCAUUGUUGAGGGCCGCUUGAUCAUUAAGUGUGACCUCAACCUCCCCUUCCGGUGGGCGUUCCGGUUCCCAACCCAUGCUCGAUGGGAGAAGACCCCGCUCCCUAGGAAGGGCCAGGAGCUGGACCUGGUCAGCAAGGUCGUCAACAGGCGUGCAGACGGGGUGUACGUCCUUGAGCCAUUCAAUGUGGUUUUCACCGCGAGCACGGCUCCCAGCCGAACUGGCCUAUUCACAACAAGAAAUUCUUUGCUAUCUUUUCUGCUUUCCUGGAAUGGCGCCACUAUUUAG
Messenger RNA from Cryptococcus amylolentus CBS 6039, 657 nucleotides. RefSeq lists its product as hypothetical. Bases 1 to 657 code for a protein of 218 amino acids. Lineage: Eukaryota; Fungi; Basidiomycota; Tremellomycetes; Tremellales; Cryptococcaceae. The transcript has 3 exons. The record is from RefSeq and is a predicted model, not a curated record.